AUGCUUUGCUCAACAAAGCUUGUCGCGUCGGUGGUUUUGGCUGGCGUAGUCGCCUCCCAGCAUGCUAUCACAGCUAAUGGAGGCAACUUCACACUCACCGGAGAUGAUUCUUCGUACCUAUUCCACGUCAACACUGAAAAUGGCGAUUUGAUAUCGGACCACUUUGGCGCCCCGGUAACAGAUUUCAUUCCGCCAGCAUACAUCCUCCCCUGGGGUUGGCAUGAUAGCAGGGCCAACGACCGGCGCGAAUUCCCAGAUGUUGGGAGAAGCGAUAUCCGUUUGCCCGCAAUUCAUAUCGAACACUCGGACGGAGACACUGUGUCAGCGUUUCUCUACCAAAGCCAUGAGAUCGUUCCCGGGAAGCCGUCCAUAGCUGGAUUCCCGGCAACGUACGGUGGUGAUGCGGAUGUGACAACCUUGCAGGUUCAGCUUUAUGAUAACGUUUCUGCUGUUGGGGCCGUACUCUCGUACUCGAUCUUCCCCAAGUACAACGCCGUUGCCAGGAGCUUCAAACUUACCAAUAACGGUACCGGUGACAUCGUUGUGGAGAGAGCUGCGUCUUUCAGUUUUGAUUUUCCUAAUCUUGACUUUGAAGUUAUCGAGCCUCACGGCGAUUGGUAUCAUGAGUUCAAUACGGUCCGACGCAAGGUGGAUUAUGGAGAGACCAGCUUCCGCUCAACUGAAGGCUACGCCGGACACACACACAAUCCCUUCUAUGCGCUUGUGUCUCCCAGCACAACAGAGAGCGGUGGCGAAGCAUGGGGCUUCAACCUAAUCUGGUCGGGGUCCUUUGAAGCAACCAUCGAGAAGGCCUCCAACGGCUAUGUACGAGCUUUGCUCGGCCUCAAUCCGCUCCAUACAAGCAUUCGCGUUGCUCCUGGUGGCACCUUUCAAAGCCCGGAAGCCGUGGCUGUCUACAGCUCCUCUGGAAUCGGCGGAGUCUCCCGCGCGUAUCAUGAUCUUUACAGAAACCAUCUGUCUAGGCACAAGGCUACUCACGAGACUCGGCCGAUCUUGCUGAAUAGUUGGGAAGGAUUGAGUUUCAACAUCAACGACACAGCUAUCGUCGAUCUUGCCGGGCAGGCAGCGGACCUUGGUAUCGAACUCCUCGUAGUAGACGACGGUUGGUUUGGUAGAUCCUAUCCUCGCAACAACGACAGCUUGGGGCUGGGCGACUGGACUCCCAACCCAGUCAAAUUCCCACAGGGGCUCGGUCCUCCCAUCGAUCAGAUUAUUCGGAUCGACGUGGCAAACGCAACUACAAAUGCCAGCACCAACUCACCGAUGAAGUUCGGAAUCUGGGUUGAGCCGGAGAUGGUGAAUUUGAAUUCGACCCUAUACAAUGAGCAUCCCGAUUGGGUAUUGCACGCCGGCAAACAUGCAAGAACUCUGACUCGCAAUCAGUUCGUCUUGAACGUUGGACUGCCUGAGGUACAGGACUUCAUCAUCGAGACGCUCUCCAAUCUUCUUGACUCGGGAAGCGUGAGAUACAUCAAGUGGGAUAACAACCGAGGGAUGCAUGAGCUCGCUCGUCCGUCUGACACGUACCAGUACAUUCUGGGUCUUUAUCAUGUAAUCGACACCUUGACGACGAAAUACCCUGACGUCUUGUGGGAGGGGUGUGCCUCCGGCGGAGGUCGAUUCGAUGCUGGUCUCCUCCACUACUGGCCUCAGCACUGGACUUCCGACAACACAGACGCAGCAGACCGGCUUCAAAUCCAACUCGGCACUUCGCUCGUCUACCCGCCCUCCGCCAUGGGCUGCCACAUCGCAAAGUCCCCCAACGGCGUGACCGGAAGAGCGACCAGCUUCACUUACAGGGGCCACGUAGCCAUGAUGUGCGGCAGCUUCGGCCUGGAACUAAACCCACACGAGCUCUCCGAGGAAGAAACCGCAGCGCUCCCAGCAAUCAUGGCAGAAGCGCACCGCAUAAACCCGAUAGUCAUCUCAGGCCACUUCUACCGUCUCGCAGGCCCGCAAGCUAGCAACUGGCCAGCCGUGCAGUUUGUGAGCGCGGACGGGAACGAGGCCGUCGUGAUUGCCUUCCAGCAACAGUACACGACCAAGCCUGCCGCGCCACCUCUGAGACUGCAAGGCUUGGACCCAAAGGCCAGGUACUUCAACAGCUUGGACAACGGGACGUACAGCGGUGCUACGUAUGCGAAUGCGGGGAUCAACGCUGGCUGGGAUCGUGGCGUGUAUCAGAGCAAGCUGAUCUGGCUGGAGAAGCAGUGA
Messenger RNA from Ascochyta rabiei, 2235 nucleotides. RefSeq names its product Alpha-galactosidase. The transcript has 6 exons. Bases 1 to 2235 code for a protein of 744 amino acids. The record is from RefSeq and is a predicted model, not a curated record. Gene Ontology annotation, biological process: carbohydrate catabolic process. Lineage: Eukaryota; Fungi; Ascomycota; Dothideomycetes; Pleosporales; Didymellaceae. Gene Ontology annotation, molecular function: alpha-galactosidase activity.